CACUGGGGAAACUCACCACCACCACCACAAGUUCCCGGGAUUCUAAGAAUGGACUCCUGCCGCUUCAGUCUUUGAUACAGAUUGUAAACUUUUGGUACUUUCAACUUCGCCUCUUUCUCGGAGUCGGAUCAGAGCCUUCGUUCUCGUUCUGACCACUCUCUUCACACCGACAGACUUGCACGCCGGUUAGUUUCCCGAUGAAAUUCCUUUUUGAGUUCGUUUCUUGCUGCGUGCCGGUGAAUAUGUCUCGCCUGGAGAAUCCGGAGGCUACGGCGGCGCCGGGCGUCGAGGAGAUGAAAUCUCUGGCUCCGAUUACCACCAGAAAACACCGGCGGAGAAAACGAGGUGCGUUGUUGCCUUCAGCGGCAAAACUAGCUGCCGAUUGGAAGCCGUCGCUAGGAGCGAUCUCGGAGGAUAAGGUAGUUCUGGUGUUGAGGGAGAGAGAGAAGAGCGAUGAUCAGACGGCGGAAUCGGAACGAUCGGUGAAGAGGAAAAGCGGAUCUCGAGACGGAGAGGCCAGAGGAGUUAACGGCCGUAGUAACAGUAACGAUUUCAGGCGAAGUCCGGCAUCGAUUCCAGUCGUGAUCCCGGCAUUUUCUCCGACUCCGUUCUUGUUCUGAUGCGAUUCCGCUUCUACUUUCUGAUCAAUCAGGCCCUUGUAAUAUAUGUUGUAUGUAUAUAUUUUGCAUAAUAAAUUAUAAUUUGAAAGUAUAAAGUUGAGGUUAAGGAAGAAAACUUCUCCAUGGAAUUGUAGCUUGUUUGGCUGUUCUCUUCAAUGGGAACUCUCUGCAAUUUAAAUGUUCCCAUUCUUACA
Cucurbita pepo subsp. pepo (vegetable marrow) is the source of this 814-nucleotide messenger RNA. RefSeq lists its product as uncharacterized. The record is from RefSeq and is a predicted model, not a curated record. NCBI's taxonomy places the organism in Eukaryota, Viridiplantae, Streptophyta, Magnoliopsida, Cucurbitales, Cucurbitaceae.